CUCACGAGGUGGUAAUCAAACUGUUUCCUGCGCUUAUGAGCUUAUGAGCUGUGCAAACAGGUUUUGUGUUAAUUUUCCAACUCAUCGUCAUCAGACCAGAGCACUAGUCAAUGCUCGUGCUAAAAUGGCCGGAUUUUCCUGCAGCGCAAUUUUAGCACUCUAUCUAACCGCGAUAACGUUUCCUGAAGGAGACGCUCUGAGCGUGAACCGUGGUAAAGCUACUACAUCGCCUAGUAGUAACACGUCGCUAGCACAUGUUAAAACUCCGACUUCAAUUCCCACUUCAAAUGGAUAUGUGCAAGAUCAGAAACCGACCGCCAGUGGAAACAACGACCUAUAUUCCGAGGAUUCAGAUAUGUACAAAUUGAGAAUCGAGAUUAUCAAAGCCAAAAUACUUAAAAAACUUCAAAUGGACAAACAACCAGUCGUCCACAUAGAAAAAACAAAGGACAAAAUGAUCGCAGACCUUCUUUUAAGUUUAAAUCUUAUUGAUAUGAAUGACGAUGACAGUGAAACGGGAGAGUACGAAGACAGAAAGUAUGACAAGACGAGCAAACUCAUUGUUUUCGGCGAAAAAGGUAAGUGGAACAAUUUUGCGUGCUCUAAGGGGUAGAUACGAAGUCGCAUUUUGUCAUGUUUCUCCACAGAUUAUUUCCAUCAAGGUCAUGGUCCGGCUUUCAAGUUUUGCCUUUGUUUUCAGGACGUUUUGAUACCGGCAUGGUCAAGAGGGCAGCAGUUAAAAUAUUUCAGCAUAUUUCUUGUCAAUUCACUCGUCACCGCAGACAGCAACAGAGCAAAGUUCAAGAGCUAAUGUUGCAACAACUUCAUAAUUACUCAAAAUGCUGCCUUGACGUUCUAGAUAUUAGUUCUCGGCACCUCAUGCGGUGUUAACUGAAAUAACGUGUUUUGUUUUGAAUUCUGCUUCUAAGUUAAUGGUCAUUGUGUUACGAACAUUAGGAGGCGGAGUCGCUCUAUAUGUCCUUUCACAACCGCUCAGAGAGUGCUUUGGAAAUUGUUUUAGUCCUGUCACGUAGGUUUAUAGCAAAAUAUGGAGGGAGAGAGAACCAAUUUUCGUCAUUCCUUACUUCAUUAAAGCCUUGCAUCGGUAGCUUGUAGUUUAUCUUCAACUAAGGACACGGAAUCUUAGAAACAUGUGCCAUUCUACCAUCUCACAUUAUCAAAAUUAUCCAGACAGUACCUAUGAAAGAAUGUCAAACUUUAUAUAAAAGGAGGGGCACUAGGAACAAUUGGUAUUAAUUCAAACAACAGUUAAUAGCAGGUGAAACAAUAGGAUGCAUGCAAAUAAUCAAAACCUUCAAUGUUUUCAUAUUUGACAAGUAUGUGGUAUACAAACGUUCUAAAGAGGCAUACAAAAAAAAUUCACAUGGACUAGCUUUAAUUUUUUCGCUGCUAACUGAUCGGUGAUCAAAUAUCCCUUCUAAUUAUUACUUACUUUCUUUCUCUUCAAUUUUAGCUAAAGUUUCACCUUCGAAAUCAAAGCGCAAAUUUUCCGAGAAGUUGAUUUUCCAGUUUAGAAUUGAGCCAAAAUCGCUGUCCAGUUUAGUGCCCUCUGCGUUUCUGUGGGUUCAUAAACGGAAAAGCAGACAACACGAGCUAAGGAAGAAAACACUUCACAUUUAUGCACGUGACAAAGAGUCAACCAGAGGCACCUCCAAAGUACCAAUCCGCAGAACGACGAAGACCAAGUUAAAAUCAAAACGAACUGGCUCAGGAUGGGAAAUGAUAGACGUGAAAGAAAUCGUUCGGCACUGGUUUAACAAGACAGCUAAUCAAUACGAUGCUGGCAAUGGUACUGGCAAUGGAACCGACAAUGGCGUACAGGCCUUAGAAAUCUCUUGCCUGGACUGUGAUUCGAACGUUAGUCAGCUAAUCAACUCGCGAGGCAGACUACGGCCAUUUCUCGUUAUCGACUUAGAGAAGCCAAGAACACUGAAGAGGAAAAAACGCGAAGAUAACGGAUGCCCUGCCGGGCAAGCAGUAUCGUGCUGUCGCCGCACUUUUUACGUGGAUUUCGUCAAAAUUGGCUGGGAUUGGGUAAUACAUCCGCAGGGAUUCUAUGCCAAUUUCUGUGAAGGUUCUUGUGACAGUCUUCAUACGAGAGUUACUAGUGAACGAGCCAUCAUACUGCAAGAGGCGGCAAAAAAAAACCUGGGUCCACCUGCUUACACUGGUAGUUGUUGCUCCCCCACAAAAAUGUUGCCCUUUUCAAUGCUGUACUGGGACGAUGAGUAUAACAUUGCAAAAAAGGACCUACAAGAUUUGAAAGUUAAAGAAUGUGGCUGCUCUUAAAAUGCAAAGGAAGACAUAAGUAGAGCCAUUGACAUCCGCAGACGCGUUUAGCUUAUUGAGUUUGAAGGUAACAAGGCUGUUUGAAAGUUAGCUAUCUAUUUUUGAAGCAAAUUUUUUGACGUGGGAUGUUGGAUGUUUAGAUUUAAGAUGAGAAAAAAAAAAAGGUGACUUUAGUCUUCAUAUAUAAAUUCCUCAAAAGAGUACAGAAGAGAAAUAUGAUAGCCUCUUCAAUACCCCGAGGCAUUAUACCUCUGAAGUGAUGAUUUUAUUGGUUUUGAUACGUAAAUACCUUGAUCAUUUAACCUCUUCGAAUUCACGUAGAAGUGCAAUGUUGCUAUUUGAUAUCGAGCUUAAUGCUCAUCUAGGGCUUUGAUUUAUUUUUGCACGCUAAAGAAACAAACAUAACUGAUAGAGUAGAGUAUUUAAGACGAUGAACUGACCCCUUGUAGCGCCACGUGUAUGAUGCCCUUCGAUGGACAUAAACUAUUGUGAUGUGAUAAUUUGCUAAUUCCGGUGGCGCUGCGAGAUAAUUCGGGUGUUGAUGUCCAUCUCAAUCACGCCUAUCUUAAUACCAAAUUGAAACUGGAAAUGGCAAAUUUAUCAUACAAAAGAACAACUGAUCAUCGGCAAACAAGGGAUAUAUAUACAUGUAUGUUAGGAAUGACGCUCUGUGGGGUUGUCUGAACAUUGAGGUCUUCCAUAUGCAAAGCAUUGCGGAAAACCAUUACUAAAUGUAUCACUUUGCAUGCAAAGUAGGUUUCUAAAACCAUUGUUUAAGGAUGGUUGAAAAGACAAAUUGAAAGCAGAAGACUAAAUUAAAGGGAGCUCACGAAAUAAUUUAGGAUAAGCAAUAUCAAAACCCUGUUGAUCAACACUGAUUGUUGCGAAAUAAUUGUUAGACCGGGAGUAAGGGAAGGGGGUUGGUGGCUGACUCCUAACAUUGAAAUUCUCCGUCUGAAAUACUACCUAAUUCAAGUUUAUGGUUCUUAAUUCGGUAGCGGUUUCAUAUCAUUUGAGAAGGAAGGGCUAACAAAUUUUUUUCAGGUGAUAGGUGGUUAAUACCCCAAAGUUCAGUAACACUUCCCCAACCAACGGACCUUUGCGAGGAAACCGUCUCCCUAUGAAAGACAAAGAACCCAAGUCUAACUUAGAGAAAUAAAUACUGUGAUAUUUUAAACAGCCUCAUUUCUUCCUGAAACCUGGCACUCAAGUGCUGUUUAAUAUGUUCUUAAAUGCAAGGUAAAAAUCUGAAAGUAGUUCUGCAUUAUACUACUAUUAACUCACUUGUUGUGCGCUCAAAAAA
Molecule: messenger RNA, 3613 nt
Organism: Pocillopora meandrina
Lineage: Eukaryota; Metazoa; Cnidaria; Anthozoa; Scleractinia; Pocilloporidae
Source: the annotation of a GenBank genome assembly